AGAUUAAACGUUGCAUAACAAAAAACGUGCCUGAGCUGUGGAUCCAGUUGAAAGUGAAACAGAUCAACCUUAUUUUGCGCAAAAUGGCUUCCAUAGAUUUCAGGUAUUCCAUUCGGGAUUUUGUCUCAGAAGUCCCAAAUGCAAAGAAUGGCAACUGCAAUGGGAAAUACAGUCGAUUUGACCAGGAGUUGAGAGGAAGGUGGGAUGAAGCGGUUGAGAAGGGGUACUUUCGUUACGAACUAGGUUCGUUACCAACUAGAGUUAUAGAGGGCCCUCAUGGAUUUGUUGCUCAGUUGAAUGUGAAACGCGCAACUGAGAGGCGGAAACCGCAAGAGAUCAAAAGUACCAAACAACCAUUCAAACCAGAAGAAUUCAACUUCAAUAAAGUCAGACCUCAUGAGACUCUCAUGGAAAUGCAUCCCGAGGAUCUUUCUUGCUCGUCUAUAAAUGGAAUCACCAACGGCAACGGCAUCGUUAGGUCACAUGCUGAAAGGGAAGAGUGCAUGAAUGGUGAAGGAGGGAGGAGCAAGUAUCAAGUCAUCAUCAACAUCAGCCCUCUAGAAUAUGGCAAUGUUCUACUUGUACCUAGCCCUCAUUUAUGUCAACCACAGAUUGCCACAAUGGAAAUGAUUCAAAUAGGUGUUGAAGCUGUGUUAUUAAGUUCAAGCAGUGCAUUGAGGAUAGGUUACAACAGUCUAUGUGCUUAUGCUUCCGUUAAUCAUCUUCAUAUGCAUGCAUACUAUGUUCAUCACAGGCUACCAGUAGAGUACUGGCCAACAAAGGAAGUGGUCGGAGGACAAGUUCAUGAGACAAUCGGAUGGCCAGCGCAAGCAUUCAUGCUACAAAUGAAAAAAGAGAGUUAUUUUGAUGGUAUCAGGGACCUAUUCAGGAUAGUCAAGCAUCUUCAAGAUAGGGACAUAGCUCAUAACAUGUUCUUCACCAGGGGCUUGACGUUAGGGCCUAAUCCUCAAGAAGAUGGACAGACCAUAAGACUAAUUCUCUGGCCUCGCGUCUCCUCUUUCGGUAUAAAAGGGAAUGAUGCAUUUAAUGGUGCUUGUUGUGAACUAAGUGGUCAUCUUCCUAUCAAACUUGAGCAACGCUACGACGACCUGACUGACGAGCAGUGCUGUGAGUUACUCGAGUCAAACUCUCUAUCACCCGAAGAUUAUGCAGCUCUCAAAAAGGAUAUCAAGAACAUCUUCAAGUAAUUUAGGGCUUGUAUUCAUAGAGGUGGACAAGGUAAAAGCAUGGUUUAACAUAAUCACUGGUUCAUGCAGUGCAAAGUGUCAGUUUCUAUUCUGUACAAGUUACUGAAAUUCUGUAAUAAAAAAU
Messenger RNA from Strongylocentrotus purpuratus (purple sea urchin), 1332 nucleotides. RefSeq names its product GDP-D-glucose phosphorylase 1-like. Gene Ontology annotation, molecular function: GDP-D-glucose phosphorylase activity. Gene Ontology annotation, biological process: glucose metabolic process. Gene Ontology annotation, cellular component: cytoplasm. The record is from RefSeq and is a predicted model, not a curated record. The transcript is spliced from 11 exons. Lineage: Eukaryota; Metazoa; Echinodermata; Echinoidea; Camarodonta; Strongylocentrotidae. Bases 84 to 1208 code for a protein of 374 amino acids.